Acanthopagrus latus (yellowfin seabream) is the source of this 2345-nucleotide messenger RNA. It is a transcript of the gene pabpc1l, whose product is annotated as poly(A) binding protein, cytoplasmic 1-like. The transcript has 17 exons. Gene Ontology annotation, molecular function: RNA binding. The coding region runs from base 171 to 2144 and encodes 657 amino acids. Gene Ontology annotation, cellular component: ribonucleoprotein complex. Lineage: Eukaryota; Metazoa; Chordata; Actinopteri; Spariformes; Sparidae. The record is from RefSeq and is a predicted model, not a curated record.
UAAAACUGAUACACGCGGAGGAAUCAUGCAGGUGUUCCACGGUCAUAAUUAAACGAAAACAACGUCCCGCCCGUGUGGGAAAAGUGGACAUCGCUCACAAUCUGCUACACUGAAAAAACGUACAUCAGAUUUACGACGCAUUGGCUGUAUGAAAAGAUCAGUAACCCAAGAUGAACAGCAGUGGACCAGCGUAUCCCCUCGCCUCCUUGUAUGUAGGAGACCUGCAUGCUGAUGUUACAGAGGCCAUGCUCUACCAGAAGUUCUCACCUGCUGGACCCAUCAUGUCAAUCCGUGUGUGCCGGGACAUCAUCACCCGCAGAUCACUGGGAUAUGCCUACAUUAAUUUCCAGCAACCAGCUGAUGCGGAGUGCGCCCUUGAUACAAUGAACUACGAUGUUAUCAAGGGCCGGCCUAUCCGAAUAAUGUGGUCUCAGCGUGACCCGGGUCUAAGGAAGUCUGGUGUAGGAAACAUCUUCAUCAAGAACAUGGAUGAGUCUAUUGACAACAAGGCACUGUAUGACACCUUCUCAGCCUUCGGCAAUAUUUUGUCUUGCAAGGUUGUGUGUGAUGAGAAAGGAUCCAAAGGCUAUGGCUUUGUUCACUUUGAGACACAUGAGGCUGCAAACCGGGCCAUUGACACCAUGAAUGGGAUGUUGCUGAAUGAUAGGAAAGUUGAAGCGACACGUAUUCAUUUGGAAUCUGUCAAGGCAAAGGCCCAUUCCCUGGGGGAAAAAUGUCAGUUCUCCCUCCAUAGGUCAGUGAGUAGCUUUGUUGGCCACUUUAAGUCCCGCAAGGAAAGAGAGGUGGAGUUUGGCACCAAAGCUAUGAAGUUCACCAAUGUCUAUAUCAAAAACUUUGGUGAAGACUACAAUGAUGAGAAACUCAAGGAAGUCUUCUCUGCAUUUGGGAGGACCCUCAGUGUCCGGGUGAUGAAGGACGAGAGGGGCCGUUCACGAGGAUUUGGCUUUGUAAACUAUGCUAACCAUGAGGAUGCUCAGAAGGCAGUCAGAGAAAUGAAUGGAAAGGAAAUCAAUGGGAAAAUUGUCUACGUAGGUCGGGCUCAGAAGCGGCUGGAGCGCCAAGGAGAGCUCAAGCGCAAGUUUGAUCAGAUCAAACAGGACCGAAUCCAGCGCUAUCAGGGGGUGAAUCUGUAUGUGAAGAACCUGGACGAUAGCAUAGAUGAUGAGAGACUCCGGAAGGAGUUUGCCCCUUAUGGAACCAUCACCAGUGCCAAGGUCAUGACAGAUGGCUCCCAAAGCAAGGGCUUCGGCUUUGUCUGUUUCUCUUCACCUGAGGAGGCAACAAAAGCAGUAACUGAAAUGAACGGAAGAAUCGUUGCCACCAAACCGCUGUAUGUGGCUCUGGCUCAGCGGAGGGAGGAGCGUAAAGCGAUCCUGACCAAUAAAUACAUGCAGAGACUCGCCACCUUGAGGACCAUGACAAGUCCAAUCAUUGACUCAUACCAGCAGACCGGAUAUUACAUGACUGUACCACAGCCUCCCUCUCGCUCCUUCUACAACCACAAUGCUGUCAGCAACAUGAGGCCAGUCCCACGUUGGGCAGGACAACCAACCCGAGUACAGGGUCCCUACACAACCCAGUAUGUUGGUGGUUCUGCUCCCCAUCGCGGAUCGACUGCCAUCGCUACAGUCAGACAGGCCUCCACCCAGGCUCCACGCAUCAUCAGCUCCACGCACAAGAUGAAUAACAUUGGGACCCAGACUGUAGGAGGGCGUACUGACAUGCCUGGUGUGACCAGAAACAGCCAGUACAAGUACUCGUCUGCAGUGAGAAACGCCCAGCAGGUCAUUACUGUACCUGCGCCCAUGACAAGACUACAGGCUGUUCCUGCACCGGUGAUGGAGCCACCUGUACACAUCCAAGGACAAGAACCACUCACUGCCUCCAUGUUGGCUGCAGCUCCACUCAUGGAUCAAAAACAGCUUCUUGGGGAGCGACUGUACCCGAUGAUCCAUGCCCUUCACCCAAACUUGGCUGGUAAAAUUACUGGGAUGCUGCUGGAGAUUGACAACUCGGAACUGCUGCACAUGCUUGAGUCGCCCGAGUCCCUGCACUCUAAGGUGGACGAGGCGAUUGCUGUCCUGCAGGCUCAUCAGGUGAAGGAAUGCUCUCCUACUAAGUGAAGAGCUGUUUCAGAUGUCAACAACUUUGUGAAGGAGGAAGAACAUUUGGGGUGGGGGGGAGUAAAAUUAUAUAAAAAAAAAAUACAUUUAAAAAAAUAAGAAAAAGGAAGAAAAAAAUGAAAAUAGAGAAAUGUUGACAGAGAUAUUUUGUUGUUGUAAUAUCUUUUGUUAGAAGAUAAAGUUUACAGUAUAUGCAUUAAA